AGGCUCGGUGCCCGCAGCGCGGCUUCCCGGAGUUACGGGCCCCUGCCCGGCCUCGCUGGCCCCGGGGCCUCUGCGAUCGGGUCCCUAGGCCUCGGGAGGAGCCCUCGGGCCAAGGUCCCGCUGCCUGCUCUGCGUGUGGCCUGCUCCUGGUAACGGGCAGGCGUACCUGAGGGUGGGGGGCAGAGCCACAGGGAAAAAUCAAAGCAUUGACAAAGGGAACAGUUCAACACCACAAAGCCACCAUCGAUCACUGCUGUUUUCUGCAAGCGUGAUUAGUAACAGCAAAGCAGACUCAGUGCUGGAAGUCUGAAAUAACAAUAGGACCACCAGCUUCGUGAGCCUGUCAAUGCCCAGAAAGCUUCACCUGCAGCUGGAAGAAGCAGCCUGUCCCAUUGCAAGAAUUCAGUCUAGUUCUGUUUUAAAAUAUUGGAGUCAGCACUUGCAAGACGCAUGGGAAAUCGGGAAAGGAUUACUCAUGAAUGGGAUCCAGAUGGUGAUGGUUAGUGGCUGAAGUUUCUGGGCAAAAUGCCAGGAUUAUUCAAGUUUUCAGAGGUACCCAGAGAAUACCUACAGAUACACGGCCUAUCUGCAGAGAUUUGCUGACUCGUUUUGAGGACACCCAGGAUGAGAGAGGAGACCCAAGAGAAGGGACCCGAGAAGAGCCAGCAGACUCUUUGUGGACUUCCUUUGCUGAUGACAGAGUCAGACUGAGAAUAGAUAACUCAUGUCCGCAGACUCCCAUAACGGUUCAUCAGAUGUUCAAGGAGAGCCUAGAGAAAUAUGGAUCUCUUAAUGCUUUGGCCAGCAGAAAGAAUGGAAAGUGGGAGAAGAUAACUUUUUCAGAGUAUUAUUGCCUUUCCAGGAAAGCAGCAAAGAGCUUCUUGAAGCUUGGUCUUGAACGAUUCCACAGCGUAGCAAUCCUUGGAUUUAAUUCUCCGGAAUGGUUCAUCUCAGCUGUUGGAGCUGUUUUUGCUGGAGGAAUUGUCACAGGAAUAUAUACAACCAAUUCUCCAGAAGCCUGCCACUACAUUGCUUAUGACAGCAAAACCAACAUCAUGGUUGUGGAAAAUCGGAAACAAUUGGACAAGAUAAUGCAGAUCUGGAAUCGUUUGCCACACUUGAAAGCUGUUGUGCUGUACAAGGACUCCAUUCCAGAGAGAUGUCCAAAUCUGUAUACGAUGGAAGAGUUUCUGGACUUGGGAGAUGACAUAUCUGAUGCUACUUUGGAUGAUAUUAUUAACUCCCAAAAGCCGAAUCAAUGCUGUGUACUAAUAUACACGUCCGGAACAACUGGGAAGCCAAAAGGAGCCAUGUUGAGUCAUGACAAUAUAACUUGGACAUCAGCACAUUGCAGCAGAGCAGGAGAUAUGCAACCUGCAGAGGUCCAACAAGAGUCCAUAGUCAGUUAUCUUCCACUCAGCCACAUAGCUGCACAGAUAUAUGACCUGUGGACUGGAAUCAAAUGGGGAGAACAAGUUUACUUUGCUGAGCCAGAUGCUCUGAAGGGCAGCUUGAUCAACACACUAAAAGAAGUGCAGCCAACGUCUCACAUGGGAGUUCCCAGAGUGUGGGAGAAAAUCAUGGAGAAGUUAAAGGAUGCUUCUGCUCAAUCAGGUUUUCUGAAGAGGAAAAUGCUGUCAUGGGCUAUGUCAGUUAGCUUAGAGAGAAACCUGAACUGCUCAAGCAGCAGUGACCUAAAGCAGUUUUGGACAAGGUUAGCAGACUACUUGGUGCUUGCUAAAAUACGCAAUGCUCUGGGUUUUUCUUGCUGUCAGAAGCACUUUUGUGGUGCUGCUCCACUCAAUACAGAAACACUGUAUUUUUUCUUGGGUCUGAACAUCACCUUAUACGAGGCCUAUGGAAUGAGUGAGACCACAGGCCCACAUUGCCUGUCUGGGCCAUAUAAUUACAGGCAGCACAGCUGUGGCAAACCAGUACCUGGCUGCAGAGUGAAAUUGGUGAAUGAAGACACAGAAGGCAAUGGAGAAAUCUGUUUCUGGGGAAGGACUGUUUUCAUGGGUUAUUUAAAUAUGGAAGACAAAACAAAAGAAGUGUUUGAUGAGGAUGGGUGGCUGCAUUCUGGAGAUUUAGGAAAACUAGAUGAGGAUGGCUUUCUCUAUGUCACUGGAAGAAUUAAAGAUUUGAUUAUUACGGCUGGAGGUGAAAACGUGCCUCCGCUUCCAAUUGAAGAUGCUGUGAAAAAAGAACUCCCAAUUGUUAGUAAUGCCAUGGUGAUUGGAGACAAAAAGAAGUUUUUGUCCAUGUUAUUGACCCUAAAGAGUGUACUGGACCCAGAUACAUCAGAUCCCACUGACCUCCUCACUGAGCAAGCUAGAGAUUUCUGCCAGAAGACUGGUAGUAAAGCCACUAAAGUAUCAGAGAUAGUAGCUACAAGGGAUCAGGCGAUCUACCAGGCUAUUCAGGAGGGAAUCAACAAAGUCAACAUGAAUGCUACAAAUAGGGUUCAUUGUAUUCAAAAAUGGAUAGUUCUGCCAAGAGAUUUUUCCAUUUCUGGGGGAGAACUAGGUCCGACAAUGAAGUUAAAACGACUCACCGUGCUUGAGAAAUACAGAAAAGAAGUAGACUCCUUCUAUCAAGAGUAAGAAGUCUUUCAUCCAAGCAUUAAGGAAGAUCUGUGAGCUAAAGAAAGUAUUUCCUAAUCAUAAGCAUUAAGGAAAAUAUGUUUUUGUUAUGUAGUCUAGUUUCACUAGAAAACUGCUGUAUUAAUUUAGUUAUUCCUGAUACUCACCUGAUAGUUUGUCCUGUUCGUAUAGAAGCAUCUACAGUGCGUCCUUUUUAUGAUACAGCUUUUACUUUAUGCCCUAAAUGAACAAGAUUAAAGACACCCUCAUGUUGUGUAUGAAGUGGGGUAUAACUAAUUAAUUCCUCUAGACUGAAAUAGAAGGAAAAUCUUUAUGCAGUGAUUUACCUUUUUUUUUGUUGUUGUUCUGCAGGAGGUUGGCUGUAGCUCAUGCUUUAUUUUGGUAGAUCAGUAGUUACCAGUAGUGUUAAUCAAAACCGUUAUACUAUUCCAGUGAUAAAGAUGAUUAUUAAAAAAAAAAUCAAAAGGCCUCUUUUUUUCCUUCCAAGGGAGAAGCGUAUUUUCACUAGCAUACCAUUUUGAAGCCUAACCAACACUCUUCUAUAAGGGCUAGACUUCAGUGAGACUUUUCUGAAAGCAGCAGGUCAUCACUUCUUAAAUCCAUGUUGAAACAAGUGUCAUUUCCCCUAAAAACAAGCAAUCCAAGAAGUUGGGGGAAUAGCUUCCUAAGAGUGAAAGAAAAACUAGGUAAUAUAGGAGCUCUCACAUAAAAAUAAGUUUGUGUUGUAAAUUGUAGUUUAAAGAGUUCACAGGACUUUUUAAAGCAAAAAUGUUUAGAAGGAAAGUUCAUCUGUAUUGCAACAGUACCAUUGUGUUUCAACAUUCAUGUCGUACUAAUGCUUACGAAUGGGAACUGUAUUUUUUCUUCCCCUUAUAAAAUAUAAAUCACAUCAUGUGAAGGGCUAAGGGGUCGGGUAGUAAGUAAUAUUUGGCAGAGUUACAAUAGCUAACAAGCAGGGAGACUACAGUUCUUGAUUUAAAAACCAAAACAAAAAACACCUUGCAGAACAGGAUAUUUUCUCUAUGAAAGUUCCAUGAUCAGUCUUAAACAUCCUGUAAGUUUAGUUUGUUGCAAGUACCAACAAUCAGAUCAAUGCAAAGACAUGACAGCAGCCUAGGAUUACAAAAACAACAAGCAAUUGGACUUGAAAAACUUUAUUUUUUCCCUAUUUUGUGCCUAAUGGUACUUCAAGAGUUCUUAAACAAGAUUAAAGGAAACAACACAGCCAGCAGCUUGCAAAACAUAGAAGGAACUGUCAUCCUAUUCACCAAAAGGCGGAAUGCAUAAGGAAUAAAGCUCAUUGUCCCUCUACCACCAUGGCAUUAGGCUGUAUAAAACAGCUGUGGUGCUUACUCUAUAGAGUGAUGCUAGAAGAUAUUACCCAAAAUCGUUUGAAGUCUGAAACAACGGCCUAACCAGUCUCAAUGAGAAGUAACUAAGAGGAGUAAUACCUAUUAACGAAAUAAAGCUUUAAGAAGUCUGGUUCUGGCACUACGUAUAAUCCGAUGCUAUAGCCAUGACCUCUGAAAUGUGCAUUUUCUUGUAGGAUGCACUAAUGGAAAGCAUACCCUAAGACAUCCAGGUCAGAGUGGUCAUGAGGACCUGUAUGUGAUGAAGGAGGGAAGGACAAAAGGUGCUUUUGUGCUUACUGGGCUUAGUAAGCAGGAAGAAAAAAGAAUUUGAGAUUCCCUCAAAUAGGGAUGAAAUGUACUUCUGAAAUGUAGGCAGCAGAGCCAAGCCUUCAGCUCUGUCUUAAUCCUUUUAGGACCAGUCCCUUACAUCUAGAGUUUAUAGACUAAAAUUACUAGUCAGUGCAAUGAGAUACACUGAACAGAUUGCAUAAAAACAAAGUACAACACAAAAAGCAAUACAGCAGAAGCCAUAAAAUAUUUAGAAUAAAUUGGCAAAGUUAAUACUUUUCCUUCACAAUAUAUGGCAGAAGUAAGUUUUUAUUAUUUUCUCUCUUCAGAACUCUGUUGUAAAUUAAACUGUGCUUGAGUGAGGAAAACGUUUAAGAACAACUUUGGUACAGAUAUGAAAAACAACUUUAUGUUAAUAUAAAUUCUCACACCUAGCUGGUUUGUUGUUUCUUUAUGUACAUAAAUUAAAUCUCUAGCUUUCGGCAUUUCUUUAUUCAUGCUUUUCAAAGACAAAGCUGUAUUUCAUGAAAGAACAGAGCAUCUGGAAGUGUUUUUUCAUUGCUUUUAAUGCCAAAUUGCUGUUAUUUCAUACCCAUUUCUUUUUGUAAAGGUUAUCUUGUGCUACUGUUAGGCUGAAAAUCUGCCUUUUAAGUUUCAGUAAGAUCAAUAAAAGUAGGCUUUAAACAUUAA
This is a messenger RNA of Cygnus atratus (black swan), 4933 nucleotides long. RefSeq names its product acyl-CoA synthetase bubblegum family member 1 (gene ACSBG1). Gene Ontology annotation, cellular component: membrane; endoplasmic reticulum. Gene Ontology annotation, molecular function: long-chain fatty acid-CoA ligase activity. The transcript has 17 exons. The record is from RefSeq and is a predicted model, not a curated record. NCBI's taxonomy places the organism in Eukaryota, Metazoa, Chordata, Aves, Anseriformes, Anatidae. The coding region runs from base 756 to 2603 and encodes 615 amino acids.